Messenger RNA from Colletotrichum orchidophilum, 993 nucleotides. RefSeq names its product 2-nitropropane dioxygenase. The coding region runs from base 1 to 993 and encodes 330 amino acids. Gene Ontology annotation, molecular function: nitronate monooxygenase activity. Lineage: Eukaryota; Fungi; Ascomycota; Sordariomycetes; Glomerellales; Glomerellaceae. The record is from RefSeq and is a predicted model, not a curated record. The transcript has 3 exons.
AUGCCCUUCGAUACUGAGCUGACCCGGCGGUUGGGUAUCAAAGUGCCCAUUGUCCAGGGCGGCAUGCAGCACGUUGGCACAGCCGACCUCGCUUCGGCCGUCUCCAACGCCGGCGCGCUGGGCAUCAUCACCGCCCUCAUCUUCCCUACCCCAGAAGAGCUGCGCAAGGAGAUCCAGCGCUGCAAGACGCUCACGACCCGCCCCUUUGCCGUCAACAUCACCCUCCUCCCGGCUCUCGUCCCGCCAGAUUACGCCGCCUAUGCUCAGGUCGUCAUUGACGAGAAAGUCAAGAUCGUCGAGACGGCGGGAAACUCGCCGGGCCCCGUCAUCAAGCAGCUCAAGGCCGCGGGCGUCACUAUCUUACACAAGUGCACCACGAUCCGCCACGCGCAGAGCGCCGUCAAGCUCGGCGUCGACUUCCUCAGCAUUGACGGCUUUGAAUGCGCCGGUCACGUUGGCGAGUCGGACAUCACAAACUUCAUCCUCCUCUCGCGGGCGCGGCAAUCGCUCAAGGUGCCCUUCAUCGCGAGUGGCGGGUUCGCAGACGGGGAGGGCCUCGCAGCGGCGCUGUGCUUGGGCGCGUGCGGCGUUAACAUGGGCACGCGGUUCAUGUGCACGCUGGAGGCGCCGAUCCACCACAAGAUCAAGGAGGAGAUUGUCAAGGCGCAGGAGACGGACACGGCGCUGUUGCUGAGGCGGUGGAGGAACACGACGCGGCUGUACAAGAACAAGGUCACCGAGGAGGCGAUCAAGAUUGAGGAGCAGAGCACGUCUGGGCAGUUUUCCGAGAUUGCGCCGCUCGUAAGCGGAAAGAGGGGCAAGGAGGUUUUUGUCACGGGCGAUCCGGACUAUGGCGUUUGGACGGCCGGACAGGUCAUUGGUUUGAUUCACGACAUCCCGUCGGUCAAGGAUUUGGUUCCAAGAAUAGAGAAGGAGGCCGAGGCAGCGCUGAAGGAGAGGCUGGCAUUGAUUAAGCCGGCGGCCAAGUUGUAG